GUACCCCUCCAUGCCGCACUUAGGUAUAGUGCUUUUGGUAAUCUGCUCCCCUGGACCCCCGGGGCUUUGCAUGCAUGCGCGUCGCGCGCUGGGAGGGGAUACGGGUGUUUAGCCCCGCGGAGUGGUGGGUGGUUUAAAUGGUUGCGCGCGCUCACUUUUUGGACUUAUUUGGUCUUAACUACCUUGUUCGUUGUGUUUGUUUGUUUGUUUGUUUGUCGUGGAAAGGGCCUGUUGAGGCAUACGAAAUUUUCCGAUAUUUGGUCGCGAGGCGCAACACUUCCCAGCCACGGGGGCUUGACGGCAAGAGCAGAGUAAUAUACAGCAAGACUCGGAUUGUGUGGUUCCAACGAUGGCAGAGGACAAAGAAGCCGCGGCAAUUGCGGCGGCGCCAGCGUUGGACAAGAGCUCGUCCGAAGACGAGCGGGACGCGGAUGCGCUGCGCUUGAAGCAGAUGGGCCACGAGCAGGAGCUUAAACGGCAUUUCGACGUCUUUAGCUUGAUCGGCUUGGCCUCGACGACGACGAUCUCGUGGACGGGCUUGGGUCUGGGCCUUAUUACCGAAAUCGAUGCUGGUGGCCCCGGCGCGGUUAUUUAUGGCUUUAUUCUUGUGGCUGUUUUGCAGUCGUUUUUGGGAGCUUCCUUGGCUGAGCUUGUCUCGGCUUUUCCUGUGUCAGGUGGCAUGUACCAUUGGGUUGCUGCUAUUGCUCCCCGAAAAUAUGCUGGCUUUUUGUCGUUCGUCACGGGUUGGUGGAGUGUGGCUGGUUGGAUCUUCACUACGGCGUCCACCAAUCUGGUGUAUGCCCAGAACUUCAUGGCGCUCAUUGCGCUGUACCAUGACGAUUUGGUUAUCAAGACGUGGAUGACAUUCGUCGUCUAUCAAGCCUUCAAUCUGGUAACAGCCGGCAUCGUCAUGUUUGGCAACAAACUCAUUCCGGCCAUGAACCGCUUCUCUCUAUUCUACCUCCAAAUCGCCUGGUUCGUUCUCCUCGUCACCGUCGCCGCCACAGCACCCACACACAACGACGCAACCUUCGUCUUCAAGACGUGGGUCAACAACACCGGCUGGCAAAACAACGCCAUCUGCUUCAUAACCGGGCUCGUCAACCCGCUAUACUCCCUCGGCGGGCUAGACGGGAUAACGCACAUCACAGAAGAAAUGCCCAACCCAUCACGCAACGCGCCGCUCGCGCUCCUCUGCACCCUCACCAUCGCCUUCAUCACCGGCCUCAGCUACCUCAUCGCGCUCAUGUUCUCCGUCCAAGACUACUCCGCCCUAAGCACGACGCCCACGGGCCUCCCCCUCGCCGAGCUCUUCCACCAAGCAACCCAGACCCGCGGCGGCGCCUUCGCCCUCGUCUUCCUCCUCUGGAUCGCCCUCGGCCCCUGCGUCAUCGGCUCGCAACUGAGCACGGGGCGCGUGGUAUGGGCCUUCGCGCGCGACGCCGGCCUGCCCUUCUCCGCGCAUCUCAGCGCCGUCUCCCCCCGCUUCGGCGUCCCGCUCGCCGCGCAAUCGGCCGUCACAGCCGCCUGCGCCGCCCUCGGCUGCCUCUACCUUGGCUCCAGCACCGCGUUCAACGCGCUGCUCGGCUCCGUCGUCACGAUCAAUAACGCCGCGUACUUGAUCCCGCUGCUCACGCACGCCCUGCAGCGCCGCCGUGUCAUGCCGCCCGGGAAAUUCCAUAUGGGGGGCUGGGUGGGCGGCGUGGUGAAUGCGGUUGCGGUCGUGUGGCUCCUUUUUGCUAUUGUCUUUUUUGCGUUUCCCUAUUAUCAGCCUGUUACUGCCGCGAAUAUGAACUAUACGUGUGUGUGCGUGGGCGGGAUCGGAUUUGUGGCGUUGGCGUGGUGGGCUGUGGCUGGGGAGCGGUAUCAGCGCGAGAUGGAGAAGGCGAAGGAGGAUGGGGUGGGUGCGGCGAGGGCGGGGUGUGUGCCGGUGGUGGAGGGGGCGGGGGAAGUGAAGCGGUGAGGUUGUUUGCUUUCGAAAAUGGUAAUGUGUUAGUUGCGUUGAGAAAGCCUUGUUCGUACUGUUGUGCUGUGGAAAAAGCCCAUUAAGCACUGUGCGAUCGCUGUGCUAACUAAAUAUGCGCUAUGUAUAAUGGGGACUCCGGUACCUAAUCAUCGAACUCGCC
Messenger RNA from Aplosporella prunicola CBS 121167, 2126 nucleotides. RefSeq lists its product as uncharacterized. Lineage: Eukaryota; Fungi; Ascomycota; Dothideomycetes; Botryosphaeriales; Aplosporellaceae. Gene Ontology annotation, biological process: transmembrane transport. Gene Ontology annotation, cellular component: membrane. The record is from RefSeq and is a predicted model, not a curated record. Bases 350 to 1963 code for a protein of 537 amino acids. Gene Ontology annotation, molecular function: transmembrane transporter activity. The transcript has 4 exons.